Phycomyces blakesleeanus NRRL 1555(-) is the source of this 1383-nucleotide messenger RNA. RefSeq lists its product as hypothetical. NCBI's taxonomy places the organism in Eukaryota, Fungi, Mucoromycota, Mucoromycetes, Mucorales, Phycomycetaceae. The transcript has a single exon. The record is from RefSeq and is a predicted model, not a curated record. Bases 1 to 1383 code for a protein of 460 amino acids.
AUGAUCUUACUGUGUGACUUCUCUCACAUUGAGAGUUUGCGCAUUAUACCAAAUAUUCCUUUUAUGCUGAACUCCCCUUUAGUAAACAGCCACUGUUUACAAAAAAAAUCAAUAAAUUAUCCUGUUAACUUUCAGACUCAAGUUCUUUAUGAUCUUUCACUCAAAAUUAAUACACCAAUCUCAACAGAUUGCUCUCCUGCUAAUAUUCUUUGCAUGGAAUCAUUUUCCGAGAUCCACUACAUGGAACAACACUUUAAUGAACCCACUGUCUUGGAUGCCCAAGAUGCGACCGAGGAAAUUCCUUCCUUGAGACGUAGUCGCCUUUCGAGUAGUUCAGACGACUCUUCCGGAGACUCUUUCUCCGAAAAUGAUGAUUCUAACGAUGAAAGAGAUACCAUAAUCCCUACUACAUUUGCCAAUUUGAGUAAUCGUCGACAGGUCUUAUUUUCUUCAGAAUCGGAAUCAGAGUCAGAUACACAUGUUGUCAAUCGUUCUCGCGUAUCUUUGCCUGUGCCAUCAUCAUAUAUGUAUAUGCCAAAACGCCAGAUCGAAGAGGCUGUUCUCGAGAGUAUUACUCACCAACUACACGCUGAUAAACUUCCUGGAAUUCUUACUAUUCUCUCUUCUCAUACCGCAAGUACGACUUCAGAUGAAGUCGAGAUCGAUUUGUCUUGCUUACCUCGAGAUCAACUUGUUCGCGUUCUAAUUUAUGUUGAAGCAUGUAUCGCCGAGCAAAACGGGGGACCUCCUGUGAACAUUGCGGAUUAUAUCAAAGAAGAGCUACACCAGCAUAAUGUAUCAGAUGAUGGAAGUGAUGAAGAAGAGGCUCUUCAUCAGGCAUAUCGAACCCCAAAAAAAUCAAUACGACGAAAGAGGCCCGGGUUAUCUGGUGUAAGCAGAGAUAAUUCCAACACAAACGAUCACUCCUUUGGGCCUUCGGAUGGCCCUAUAUCUAUGGCAAGACUUUCUCAACAAUCAGAUUUACCAAAACGUAAAAGAACUCCACGCAAAAAGGUGACCCAAUCAUGCAAGCGAGAAAAUGAUCAGAAACAGCGUAAAAAUGGCGAUGCAUUAGUAUCAUCUCCGUGUGUAAUCCAAGAUCCAAAUUGUAUUGCAUCUACAAAACCCAAACGAAGGGUGGCCCUUCACAAACGCCGUCUAUUGGAGGAUAUGCUUUUACCUUCAGAUGAAGAAAGUAUCAAUGAAUAUGAAGAUAACGGUGAUAUCGUCGUAUUUAGUGAUGAAAAAAUGGACUUUCAUGUCACAGGCAAUCAGACGAUAACACACCAUUCUUUAGCACCUUCAACAGUACCUUGCAAUAUUGUUCCACCAGUGAUAGAAGAAGAUGCGGAUGAUGUUGAGGAAAUUGACAUUAUGGUGUAG